Molecule: messenger RNA, 1381 nt
Organism: Anoplophora glabripennis (Asian longhorned beetle)
Lineage: Eukaryota; Metazoa; Arthropoda; Insecta; Coleoptera; Cerambycidae
Product: ATPase ASNA1 homolog
Exons: 3
Coding region: 98-1087 (329 amino acids)
Biological process (GO): post-translational protein targeting to endoplasmic reticulum membrane
Cellular component (GO): GET complex
Molecular function (GO): ATP binding; ATP hydrolysis activity
Source: RefSeq, a predicted model, not a curated record
UUUUUAGGUUAACAGUUCUAUAUUCGCUUUAAAUGUCACAUUGGUGAUAGCUGUAAAUACAUAUUUUCAAAUAUUUAAUAGCAGUACACAUCGCACAAUGUCAGAAUUUGAACAAUUAGAACCUUCACUCAAAAAUGUCAUAGACCAAACUACAUUAAAAUGGAUAUUUGUAGGAGGAAAGGGUGGUGUUGGUAAAACAACUUGCAGUUGCAGCUUGGCCGUACAGUUAUCCAAAGUCAGAGAAAGUGUCUUGAUUAUAUCAACUGAUCCGGCUCACAAUAUAUCUGAUGCGUUCGAUCAGAAAUUUACAAAAGUACCUACACUGGUUAAAGGUUUUGCUAACUUAUAUGCAAUGGAAAUAGAUCCUAAUGUAGGUUUUAAUGAGUUACCAGAUGAAUAUUUUGAUGGAGAACCAGAUGCCAUGAAAAUGAGUAAAGGUAUUAUACAAGAAAUUGUUGGAGCAUUUCCUGGUAUUGAUGAAGCUAUGAGUUAUGCAGAAGUCAUGAAACUUAUAAAAAGCAUGAAUUUUUCAGCGGUAGUCUUUGAUACAGCUCCAACAGGUCAUACAUUACGCUUGUUAUCAUUCCCCCAGGUAGUAGAAAAAGGUUUAGGAAAAUUAUUACGCCUUAGACUUAGAGUAUCUCCAUUAAUUUCUCAGUUAAGUGGACUGUUAGGCAUUCCUGAUUUCAAUGCUGAUAAUUUUUCUGCAAAAAUGGAAGAAAUGUUGUCCGUUAUUAAACAAGUUAAUGAACAAUUUAAAAAUCCUGAUCAGACUACUUUUGUUUGUGUCUGCAUUGCGGAAUUUCUGUCUUUGUAUGAAACGGAACGUUUGGUUCAAGAAUUGACUAAAUGUAAAAUAGAUACCCAUAAUAUCAUUGUAAAUCAGUUAUUGUUCAAGAAAUCAGAUGAAGACUCGUGUAAAAUGUGCUCGGCUAGGUAUAAAAUUCAAGAAAAAUAUCUUGACCAAAUUCAUGACCUCUAUGAAGAUUUCCAUGUCACAAAGUUGCCACUUUUGGAAAAGGAAGUUAGAGGAGCAGAUAAUGUAAAAAAGUUUUCAGAAUAUUUAAUAAAACCGUAUUCUGUUUAGUAUUUUGAUAUUUAUUCUUUUUUUUAUGGUGGUAUCGAGAGAAAUUAAACAUGUUCUUAAGAUUGCUUGUGGUUUGCAAGUAAUUUUUUCCGAGAUGAAAUCUUAAUUGUUUAGUUUGUAUUAUUAUAUUUUUAGAGGGUUUUAUUUACAUUUAAUUAAUAAAUUAAUCAAUUUACCACUGUUGUAUUUUUAUAUAAUUAAAAUCCAGGAACAUAUUUCAAACUGUAAGACGCAAAGUGAAAAAAUUGACCAAGAAAAUCGGAAUACGAAUGUAAUAAGUAACCAAACAUAGCU